UGGGCUGUGACGCGCAUUGAGCUUGGCAGGUUCAACUCUGACUGAGCAGGAAGAAGCAAUAGUUCAGAGCUCUUUGGAAGCAAACAGUUUCAUUUUAAAAAAGUUGGUGAAUUAAAUCAUCUCAGUCACCGAUUAAAGAGACGACGCGAAGAUGUCUGUCGCUGGACUCAAGAAGCAGUUUUAUAAAGCGAGUCAGUUGAUGAGUGAGAAAGUUGGGGGAGCAGAAGGAACGAAACUAAAUGACGACUUCAAAGACCUCGAGAGGAAAGCUGACAUCACUAGUAAAGCCAUAGCAGACGUGCUCUGUAAGACCACAGAAUAUCUUCAGCCCAACCCAGCAUCUAGAGCGAGGCUGACCAUGGUGAACAGCAUGUCUAAGAUGCGUGGGCAGGUGAAGAGCCCAGGGUACCCGCAGGCUGAGGGACUUCUGGGAGAAUGUAUGCUGAAGUACGGACGAGACCUAGGAGAGGACACCAACUUUGGUGGUGCUUUGGGUGAGAUGGGAGAAUCCAUGAGGAGACUGGCAGAAAUUAAGGAUUCUCUGGACAUUGAUGUCAAACAGAACUUUAUUGACCCUUUCCAAAUGAUAAUUGACAAAGACCUGAAAGACAUACAGCAUCAACUGAAGAAACUGGAGGGCCGUCGGUUGGAUUACGACUACAAGAAGAAGCGUCAAGGCAAGAUUCCCGAUGAGGAACUCAGGCUAGCGGGAGAGAAAUUCCAUGAGUCCAAAGAGGUGGCAGAAACCAGCAUGCAGAACCUUCUGGAUACUGACGUGGAGCAGGUGAGUCAGCUGGCGGCUCUGGUCGAAUCUCAGCUGCAGUUUCACAAACAGUCGAUGGAGGUCCUGCAGGAUCUGGCCGAGAAAAUGAGAGAGAGAGUAAACCAGGCCCAGUCACAGCCCCGCCCGAAACGGAUGCCAGCAUCCAGACCCAGUUUUGAUUAUUCUGAACCUGAAGAUUCCAAUGGAGGGUGGAACCCUCCUGCUACCCCGCCCUCCUACUCCUCAGCGGCCCCCUCUUCCCAGUUUAACAGGACGUCUACACGCAAAAAACGUAAUUUCUCCAUAGCGACGGAUCAGCCGUGUUGUAAGGCGCUGUACGACUUUGAGCCGGAGAACGACGGGGAGCUGGGUUUCAUGGAGGGCGACAUCAUCACGCUAACAAAUCAGAUCGAUGAGAACUGGUACGAGGGAACCAUACGCGGUCAGGCAGGAUUGUUCCCCUGUAACUAUGUAGAGGUGAUGGUUCCUUUCAGACAGUAAUCAGACACAGACGAUGUGAAGAUGAGAGCAUCAGGUACAAACGCAUGUGUGCUAAACAGGGAAAAACAUGUGACUUCUUUUCCACUACCAGCACUUUUUCUUUGUUAAAGAUGGAUAUACGUGUCUGUGUCAUGUUUAACUUAAGGUUUAGAUCCAGCUUUGAUGUUGAUCGCAGUAAAAUAAAGAAUUACUGAAAAGCAUGCCAAAAAUAAAUCUGUUUGGCUUAUGGUUAGUGGGUUCCUUUUAGGGUCAAAUGGAUUUUCUGUUCAUACCAAAAAAUAGUUUCUGUUGAUAAUCACUGCCCUGUGGUGGCUAAAUUUCACUACAACAAUUCUUAAUGCUUGCUGGCUUUUUUCAAUCAUAGCUCAGCUCCUUGAUUGGUGCAAAGCUAGCUGUGUGUGACCUUGUGACAGAAACUGUGUUGGAAUAUAACUGUUUUGAACAUAUCAGGUUAAGAUGAAUUUGUUUGAAUCAUAUGAAUAGCUAACUUUAACCAUCAAGUUGUUCGGCCAGGUUUGUUACAGGGAUUUUGAAUGCUUUCCGUUAAAUCUAUACUUUAGGAAAUACUUAUUUUUUAUAUAGAAAACAGUCAUGUAUUUGUAUUCCUGUUAUUUAUCGUCAGUACACAUAUCAACUGUUGUCUCUUCUCUAUUUUAAUGAAAAAAAGGAACAUCCACUGUAGUUCUCGGAUUUUGAGGAACGGUUUAUUUACCGUGACAACAGGGACAUACUGUAUAAAACUUAAACCUCAUGACGUUACGGUAUGUUAGUCUUUACGGUGGGAUGUUAGGAAAGGGAAACUAAGUCAUUCACUGCUUCAAUGCUCAUUCUGUUUUUCUUGGUACAGGUUUAUUGUUUGUCCUCUUGAAUCAGAUAGGCUUCAUAUAUUUACCUUCUUCAAAGAGGGAAUUUAGAAGUUACUAACCACUGAACGUGACACAGUUCUGUUUCUCACUCUUAUAAACAUAAAGACACACGCGAGGCGGUGGAACUGUAUUACAACCAAUGUGUUUUAACCUCACUGUACAGAUCAUUGUGUGUUAUUCACAGCUGAAGCUUUUCUGCGUAAAUUGUUCAUACUUUAAACAAUAUUCUUAUGUACAGUAAAUAGUCAAACUAAUGUAAGAAAGUAUUUAUGAAUGAUUUACACAGAAAUUACUUCAACUGUUGUUUUGCGGAUUAAUGUAAUUGUUGCUCCUAAAUAAAUGUUUACAUUCUCAUAGCUUUGUAAGUAAUGUCAGUUUAAAUUAUGUCCAUCUCUUAUGUCAAAUUAAUGGUAUUUCUUUGUUACGGUCUUUAAUGCUUUAACAGAUAGCUAACGUUAUCCCUCCCAUGAAAUUCAAUAACUCCACUUAAGAUGAAAGUGAGGUCUUUGCAGUAGUUGUUGAUUAUAUAUUUGAAUAACACGCCAAAGGGAGAAACUGGAUCAGUUUUCAGGCUUUUCAGGGCAGAUCCAGGUGGACCAGAUCACGUUUCAGAGUUCUUCUCAAAUCAUUUUGGAAUAGUGACAAAAUAAGACCUUUCAAAUAGAAAAUCUAGGAUCGAGUUCAAGUUUUUGAAGUGUACUGUAAAAGCAUCAGAAGUGAUUCUGUACAGAUGGCGUCAUACAGGGCGCUUUAGUUCAGGGUGUAUUUGCUGUCAUAGAGCGUGUUUACUGUGGCACGUUUAGAAAGAUCGCUCCCACCGUUCCUAUAAAACAAAUACAGAUAUCAGAUUAAAAAAAGAUAUUCCUCCAACAUCUAUCUCUAUUUAUUUUUCUGUCCUUAUUCACACCUUAACUUGUCAACAGAUCUGAUUUCUUUACUUCAAAUGAAAUCAAUGCAGUGCGAUCUGAUUUCUUACAGCAUAAACAGCUUAAACAACUCAAGAUAUUGUUUUUUUAAGGGCCAUUGGUCUCAGAUUGGAUUUGUUAGAGGUUUAGCUGGUCAUGACCUGAGAAACCAUAUUUACAUUGUGCUGUAUUUCCCUAUGCUUCUUGGAAGUACUGUAUUCUCAACAUGUUUGUAUGUUUAAGUGCCUUAUUGUUGAUGCAUUAGAUCAGUCACACUACAUUUAAUAGUAAUAAUAUUUUUAUAUGGGUGGAACGUGUUGGGUCUACAAAGAAAAAAAGAGUCUCUGCAUAUUCUGUGAUUGUCUGUCAUGUCCCUGUUGAACAUUAUCAGACCUCGAACUGAAAUCAGGUUUUAUUAUAGUCUAAUGUUUCAGAAAGUAUUGAAUGAAUUUUCUUGGAAUCAGUAUAUUCUGUUAAGACAUUAGAUGUAUUUCUCUUGUGCAGGUUUAAGAGAACUGUAUAUUGUUAUCUGAAAUAAAUGUGGAGAAAUAUG
Molecule: messenger RNA, 3588 nt
Organism: Triplophysa rosa
Lineage: Eukaryota; Metazoa; Chordata; Actinopteri; Cypriniformes; Nemacheilidae
Gene: sh3gl1a
Product: SH3-domain GRB2-like 1a
Exons: 10
Coding region: 152-1264 (370 amino acids)
Biological process (GO): synaptic vesicle uncoating
Cellular component (GO): presynapse; cytoplasm; glutamatergic synapse
Molecular function (GO): protein binding
Source: RefSeq, a predicted model, not a curated record